CAAUAAACAUUAAAAUUAUUUAUAAUUGUGGUUAUUUUUAACAAACUUAUUCCAAGUUUAUAUGUAAUGUAAGAAUAAAUGCGACCCCUAUCGCGCAAUUAUUUGUUCAAAAUUCAAAUCUCAUCUGUAUCAAAGCGUUAAUUUAACUAUGACAUUAAUACUUUCUCAUGAACGUUCUUGCCUACUAGGAGAAAUGCUCAAAGUAGUUUUAUUGUUUAUUUUUUAAUCUUAAUAACAUGAAACUUUGAUAUAUUGUUAAAGUAUAUUUCAUCAAUUCAGGAAUUUACAUUGGGUUUCUACUUACAAAAAACUUAAAAUUUUAAAAAUAAUAUGUUUUUUAUUAUUAUUAGCGAGUGCUAGUCUGUGACGCGUAAGCAAGUCGUGUUAGUUUUUAUAUGGUUCGACCAAAAUUCUCCAAUUAUUACCAAUUACAAGACCUGGCUGUAUGGAUCAAAGUCCUUUGACUUUCCUAUUAGGGAUAAAUUAAUAUCAAAAUCAUUAUAGGUGGUUUUAGAGUAAAGGGUGCAAUAGGUAAUGUCAUUUCAUAUGACAAAUUAAAGUAGGGCCAAUUUAAUAGUUCACAUGUAAUAUGUAUUACAAAGUGUACAAUUGCUAUAUAUUGAUAUAACUUUAUUCAAUUCCGAUUACAUAGUGAUAAUAGAAGAUAAAUUCACGAUUUACUUUUACUCAUAAUACUGACGUUGUUACAAUGUUGCAUCAGUGAAGAUAUGAAGCUAAAAUUGACAGAUGUCAAAUGUGAUCUAUAGAAUUAGAGAUAAAAUAAUCGGUGCAGAGCAGAGCUUGAUAAGAAGCGGCUAUGUUAUCAAUGCAAUUAGUAUUUUCAAUAGCAACACCUCUUCACAAAUAUUGUUUGGGGAAUUUUAUUUCAUAGAGUAUAGUGUACUGGGUUCCCAUAAUUAUAAAAUUUAUUUACAAAGUAGGUAUAAUAUAUGAGUCACGGAGCAGGAAGGCCGAAAUCAUAGUUGAUAUUUGAUAAAGUUAUAUUAAAUCGUUCGUCAAGUUCAGUCCUGUUCUAAUAGUUAAUUGCAUUGAUACUCUCACUUAGCAGAUAAUAAUAAAGAGUGAUCUAUGGCAUCAAAUAGCGAGAACUUAAAAGCAGUUGAGAUGAAUACUACGGCCUUAACAAAUGAUUAUUACCACCCUUUAGAAUACCACUGGAAGUUAUGGGUAUUUACGAACGAUAAAAAGGACUGGGAAGAAAAUUUAGUUUGUGCAGCGGAUUUCGGAACUGUUGAAGAUUUUUGGAGUAUUAUUCACCACAUAAAGAGGCCUUCUGAGAUGAAAUCAGGGCAGGAUUAUUUAAUAUUCAAAAAGGGCAUACAACCAAAGUGGGAACAUCCAGCUAAUGAGAAUGGAGGAAGGUGGAUUAUCAAUGUAGAAAAAAAUCUUAGCCGUUUAGACGAGGUCUGGUUGCUUUUGUUACUUUUGAUGGUCGGUGAAAAUCUGCCUCACGGAGAUAUAAUAUGUGGAGCAGUGGUCAAUAUUCGAUCUAAGUGUAAAAUUGGUCUAUGGUUGGCAGAUGGAGCGAAUCAAAAGAAAGUUAUAGAAAUCGGCAGGGUCUUGAAAGAUAAUAUGAAAUCUCAUAAUAUAGGCAGAAUAAACUUUCAUUUGCAUAAGAAAAAUGUUAAUAUGAUUACUAUGUAAGUUUUUAGUAAUUGUUUAGCGCUGAAUUAUUGUAAUAUGUGCACAUUAAAUAAUCGUUUAAUGAACGUCAAAUAUAUGUCAUUAUUUUUACAAAUUGUACAAUGGCCUGAGUCAAAUCUCUUUACCUUUGGCGUGAGCUGUUAAAACGACCACGUGACCAUUGCCAUACAAACUCGUAUGGCGUAAGACGCAUUGACAAGUAAAGUUUGUCUCAAGCCCCAGAGAUACAACCUCAAUUGUUUCGCAUAGCAAUCGAGUUUAGUUGCAAUUGCUUUGUUAGCAUUACCAACUGAUGACGAUUUUUCAUUAUAAAUUUGUUUCUUUCAUUUCACAUGAUAAAUAUAUUACUUAAAUCAUAAUUUAUUGUGCCAUAACUAUUGAGAUUAUAUUAAGGAUUAUGUGACGAUUACGAUGAUAUAUUUUUUUAUUUAAUUGAAAAAAAAAUUGUUUUAGUUUGUACCACUCCAUUAUCG
This is a messenger RNA of Pieris napi, 2138 nucleotides long. Its product is annotated as eukaryotic translation initiation factor 4E1-like. The transcript has 6 exons. The record is from RefSeq and is a predicted model, not a curated record. Gene Ontology annotation, cellular component: eukaryotic translation initiation factor 4F complex. Bases 1090 to 1665 code for a protein of 191 amino acids. Gene Ontology annotation, molecular function: translation initiation factor activity; RNA 7-methylguanosine cap binding. Gene Ontology annotation, biological process: translational initiation. Lineage: Eukaryota; Metazoa; Arthropoda; Insecta; Lepidoptera; Pieridae.